AAAUGAACAACGAUUUAUGCGAAUCAAUUAUUAAUCAUGCAAAUCAAAUAUACAUAUCAAUAGCCAAUAUGAAUGGGUAGUUAAAUGAAAAUGGCAGCAUUGGUAUUUAAUUUUUUGAUUAUUUCAAUAGCAAAUCAUAGCACUACAUCAUCCAACACGUCACCAACGUAAGGACUAGCAUUCAUAAUGUUUCUACUAUUUACUACAUAUGCUUUACUAUCACUAUUCUCUCCACAAAGAUAACCGGUCAUGCAAAAGGGCAAUAUAUAACACUAACAGAAUAAUCAUCAUCAUGAUGAUUGAUUGAUUGACUAUUGAACUCUUUUAUAUAUGACUUCUUUAGUUAUUAAUUUUAAUCAAAU
Paramecium octaurelia is the source of this 362-nucleotide messenger RNA. NCBI's taxonomy places the organism in Eukaryota, Ciliophora, Oligohymenophorea, Peniculida, Parameciidae. The record is from the annotation of a GenBank genome assembly.